AAAAUGUAAUCCAGUGAACAGCUUUGUCCUUUGUGUUGGUGAUAUAUACAAUAUACCAUCAAUGCAACUGGGUGGUUGUCGGUUUGAUGAGCUAAUUGUAAUGCUAUAUUUCAUCGUUCAGAGUGCCUUCAGCGCGGGAAGCUCGAACAAAUAUGGCGGCACGUUGGUCGUCUGAUUUGAAAAAAUUAGUUUUGUUUUUUUCACCUUUGUACUAACGAUAAAACAUUUUAUGAAAUCCAAACGACGAUGCUUAAAUCACGAAAAAGAAAUCCCGAUUCGAAUGUUUUAGAGUCCUCGUAUGUGUCCAACAACAAGAAGCAAAAGAAAGGUGAAGAAAAUGGAAAUCUUUAUGAAAGAGAUAUGCAAUCUAUUUUUGAGAAAAUGGUCACAAGAAGUGGAGUAGAGCUUACUUAUGAUGAUGAACCUAAUAAACUAAAUGUGGAACAAGCAUUGUGUCAAAGAAACUUGUCAAAAGCCAUAAAAAGACAUCAUAAAUAUCCUCAGGUCAUAAAUGAUUUUAUUGAAGGUUUUGUCAGUUAUAUUGAAGAUCCUCAAAGAUUUUGUCAAUCUUUGUUGCAAAUGUCGACAACUACAGAAUCGGAACAAAGCUUUCGUGGUGCAUCUCAAGAUAGUUUAAUGAGACUAUUGCUUGGUGUUGACUCCCUUCAGCCUUCAAUAGCAAAUGCUCUUCUUGAAAAGAUUCCCGAGUUUUCAGACAACAGUAAUAGGAUAUUUGAAUAUGAUCUUCCAAGACUUGUUGUCAAUCAGUUCAAAUGGCUUGACAAAAUCCUUCAACCGAAGGAUUUAAGCGAUAAAUUUCUGGAAAUAAUCAGUGUAUCAGACAUUGCAGUUCAACGAGAGAUCAUCACUGCCAUUCCAGAGAUCUUAGAUGACAAUGAACAUUCCGGGAUUGCAAAAGAACUAAUAAAUUUCAUGCAAGAGAAUUCACAGUUAACCAUCGCAAUUCUGGAUACUCUUACAAAUCUGAAUUUAAAGUCUGAAAUUCUCUCUGAGGUACAACAAUCAGUUGUUGACAUGUUAUCUUCAACAGACAUGGAAGAAUUGCCUGUUAUGGUGAAGUUUCUUCUUCAGUCAGUUGCUGAUGAUAGCGUUAUACAGAUUAUCACUGAUCUUCGUAAGAACCUGGAUCUAUCAUGUACGUUGAAUGGUUUAGAUCCCUCGGCCACAUCAACUCCUUGUAAUGGAAGAAAUUUAAGCUCUACGUCCACUGAUCACUUUAAGAACUCAAUCAUUCUUAUUAUGGAAGCUAUAAAAACUAGUGUAAGGUUUAGAAAAACGAUAUCAGAUGGUUGGCUUAAGGUCUUAGAUGAUGUGAAAAAUUCUUCGGAUCAUUUAGUCAUCGAUGUGUUUGUCGUAGUAAUACUUUACGCUGUCACAAAUAGAAGAAAAUCUAUCGAAACUUUGCUAAGAAACAAAAUCCGUCAUGGAUAUUUCACCGUUGCUGUUCUUCAGGAUGCAUUUCAAUUUUAUGGACAGGUUUUACGAGAAUAUUUUGACAAUAUUCUGGUAAUUUCUGAAAUCUUACUCCGUUCUCCAGACUCGACUAUCUCUUCCUACGCCAGAAUUAUGUACACGAAAUCAUUUCUAACGUUUGACCUUUAUUGUAAACAGGAAGUAGUUGGCGCCUUGGUUUCGCAUGUUGGUAGUGGCUUUUCAAACGAAGCCGACAUCUCACUGGAUAUUUUAUCGGAUCUUGUUGAAGAUCACCCAUCAGACAUGUCUUCAUUUGCUCUUUUUCUAAAGGGCAUUUUGGAUUACCUGGAUAAUCUCAGUAUAAGUCAAAUGCGAAAAGUUUUUGGGAUGUUGAGUACUUUAGCAUUUAAUAGCGCUGACGGUAUUAUGAUUCAGGACGAUAUUCAUAUGGUUGUAAGAAAACAGCUCUCGAGUAAUUCAUUAAAAUACAAACGUGUUGGUAUCAUUGGUAGCGUUAUGAUAGUUCGCAGUAUGACUAAAACCAACUCUUGUGACGACAAUGAAAAAAGCGAAUCAACGAGCUCACAGCCAAAUCUCACAAUGAAUGAACAACAGAGACAGGUCGUUAGUUUACUGGAUUUAGUACGCACAUCUGUUGAUCGUGCUCCCGAAGCUGCGGCGUUGUUUUACGAUGAACUUGCAAAUGUUAUAGAGAAGGGAGAACUGGAUGCAAAGACUGAGGCAUGGAUCAGUGAGACUGUUGUUUCCGAUUUUCAACAAAAUCAUUUGAUUGAUACAGACACAGAGCCUCCAAAAUGCAAUCUUCCCGUUGCGAUUUUUGCCGGUCUUGACCCUCCUGACGAGGGUGGGAUUAUCUUCAAUCUCGUUGGUUUACAACUUCAUUUUAUCCAUGAUAAAAAAUCAAGUUCCCAGACUGUUUCACCAAUUUGCUCUGCCCCUCUCUUCCGGCUGCUGAGAAUUUGCGAGCAAACUCGUAACAAAGGACUCGAGGGAAUUGAUGCUUUACUGGGCUGUCCUGUUGUGAUGUUCAACAUGAAGGAAAUAAUGUGUAGAUUCACAAAACUUUCGUUAUCAGAUCGUGAGUUGAUCUGUAGCUCUUUAUUCUUUUGUAUAAACUGGUUCAGAGAGUUGAUCAACGCGUUCUCGACGGAGACCGAGUUGGACAUGAAGGAAAAAACAAUAAAACGUUUAGACAUAAUUACUAACUUACAAAAGAUGUUGGAAAGCUGUCUCAAAGAUACUCCCGCAUUUCAACCACCUGUUGUCCAUUUUGACAUGGAUGAAACAUAUUUAAAGACUGACUCCAAAACUAGCAGUAAACGAAAUCGCACUGGGAAGCCUAAAAAUAAAAGCAGCGAUAACAGCAAUGAUAAAACAUCAAUAGAAGAGGAGCCGAUGGAGAAAGAGACGCUAGACAAUGAAGAUACAACAGUCGUUGAAAACAAGUCGGAAAAGAAAAACUCAACCCAAUCAAAUGUUUAUACGUCGUCAAAAUACCGCGCUUUUUUUAGGGAACUGGAUUUGAGCGUAUUUGAAAUGCUAAAGUGUGGCUUCGUAUCGAAAGCUGUUCUUCAUGAAAAUAGUAACACCGAAAAAAUUGAAAGUUUACAACUACAAGCUUCGCACUUAUAUUUUCUUCUCGAUGAUCUUGCCGACAAACUAGAAUAUUCUUUAUCAACGAAAGCCCACAUUACCAAGUUUCAUCAACAUAACAAAAUUGGAUAUUCUCAUAUCUCACAAAAGACAUCGGAUGAAAUCAUUUUGUGUGUCCUCAACUUGUUCCCAGACCUCUGUCGACAUCUUGAGACCACUAGUGCUUUCUUUCAAGACUUAAAUGAAAGAAAUGAUGGUGUCAUUGAUGGACCUGGUUGUGAUACAGAUGAAAUGAAAUUGAUGUCGUUGUGUUUUCAACGAGUUUUUUCAUCCAUGACUCAGUUUUUUUCUUGGUCUGGUUUCAAUUCAAACAACAUUCAACAUCUCAAAUCUGCGUUUGAAGUUUUGAAUUCAAGGACGAAGAUUUCUAGAAGGACACAGUUAAACUACGAUGAACUUGUGCGCCAAGCCUUUCAUUAUGUCGAACAGUUCUCAACGACAUUACCGUCCAUCGAUACCGCUGUAACGUUGGUUAAACUUCUCGGAGCAAUAAAAGACAAAUCAAAAGAAGACAAUUUAUCCGUGUCACCUGUAUGUGGACAGUUUUUAAAACAAGAGUGGCUUCAAUUUAGCGGUGAACGGGAACAAGGCGCUAAGUACAACGAAAGUCUUCACUUUUUACUUAAACAUUACAUUCUUGGUGCAAAAGAUCCAUCUUCCAUCAUUGAAGAAAUAACGACGAAAGCAAUACCUGAGCUCUUAGAUGAUGAAUUAGUGAGGACUUCUUCAAAAACAUUACCAACGUUGACAAGGUCAUCUUUUCCCACUUAUUAUAAAUCGAUGCUUGAGUGUUUGGUGACAUAUUUUAAACAAUCUCAGUCUGAACCAAUCAAAGGAACUGAUUCGCUAGAGGUGAAGAAAGAAAGACUUGUCGUUAUAAAUGUUGCUGUUCGUUUGUUUCAUAUCUUAGUUAAUCUUGUCAAGGCAUUUGAACAUAGAACAGUGUUGGCCACCGUACUUAAGUUUGGUCGUUUCUUUGUGGAAACGUUUGUAAGCCAAGGAAUGCCUGCGCUAGAUGUACUUUUACGUAUCUGCAAGGAUGACAUUAAUGGAUUGUUGAAACUAUUUCAACAAAGUACAAGAUGCCUCCAGCAUAUUUGUGGACAUUCGAAGGUUUCAAAAGAUGUUUCCUUGACGAAUCAUGUUCCAGCUCUGAAGAAAUCUUUGGAAACAUUCGUAUUUCGUGUCAAGGCGAUGUUAGCGGUUAACCAAUGCCCCGAGGCAUUCUGGAUAGGAAAUCUUAAGAACCGUGAUCUUCAGGGACACGAAAUCAUGUCCCAGCAAUCAUUGAAAAGUAAAGGGGAAGAAGGGUCAUCUGAAGGGAGUGGGGACGAGUGUGGUGACGAUAGCAGAAUAGAAGAAGAAAAAAGCAACGAUGAAAAUGAAAGUUUGGUCAGUGCAGAUAAAGGUGGUGAGCUCGAUGAUGAAGAUGAUGGUUGUAGCAGCGAAAGCUAUUGAACGUUAUUUUGCAACUCAUUUUAGUGUGAGAAAAAUUAAAAUUGCAUAGACGAGACGGAAAAA
Molecule: messenger RNA, 4629 nt
Organism: Xenia sp. Carnegie-2017
Lineage: Eukaryota; Metazoa; Cnidaria; Anthozoa; Malacalcyonacea; Xeniidae
Product: Fanconi anemia group D2 protein-like
Exons: 45
Coding region: 247-4566 (1439 amino acids)
Biological process (GO): interstrand cross-link repair; double-strand break repair involved in meiotic recombination; homologous chromosome pairing at meiosis
Cellular component (GO): nucleus; condensed chromosome
Molecular function (GO): DNA polymerase binding
Source: RefSeq, a predicted model, not a curated record